GUAGGGCAGGCGCUGUGGGAGGGAGCGCCAGAGCGAGGCUGAGAGCAGAGCUGGUCGCGUGAGGCGCGGCGGCUCUGCUUCAGGUGUGACAGGCAGCGGCGGCCGGGCUGAGAGCGAAGGGUUGAGCGCGAGCCCCUGGGCUGCGAACGCGGUCACCAUGGACCGCCCGGAUGAGGGGCCUCCAGCCAAGGCCCGUCGCCUCAGUGGCUCCGAGCCCCCUCAGAACGAGCUGCAGCCGCCGCCUCCGCCGCCUCCGCCGCCUCUCCUGCGCCUGCCCCUGCCUCCACCUCAGCAGCGCCCGAGGCUCCGGGAGGAAACCGAGGCAGCACAGGUGCUGGCUGACAUGAGGGGGGUGGGACUGGGCCCCACUCUGCCCCCACCGCCGCCCUAUGUCAUUCUAGAGGAGGGGGGGAUUCGCGCGUAUUUCACCCUGGGGGCUGGGGGUCCCGGCUGGGAGCCCGCGAUGGAGUCAGGGUAUGGGGGGGCGCCCCCUCCCACGGAGAGCCUGGAAACAUUCUCUCCCUCGGAGGUUGCUGGGGGAAGCCUGGAGAUUGACUUCCAGGUGACGGAGCCCAGCAGCUUUGCAGGAGAGAAGGCCCUAGAAACCUGUAGCGCAAGGGGGCGGGGGUACCAGAGGUUAGCUGGCCCACGGGGGAGGGAAGAGACCGUCAUCAUCGUGGAAGACGACGACGAGGAUGAAAAGGAGAGUGUGAGGAAGAGGAGGAGGAGGAGGAAGAGGAAGCCCAGGAAGGUGAAGAAGGAAAGCAGAGAGAAGAAUGCCGAGAAGAUAGAGUGCAUCCUGCAGGCGCUGGAAAAUAUUCAGCUGGACCUGGAGGCGGUGAAUAUCAAGGCGGGCAAGGCCUUCCUCCGUCUCAAGCGCAAGUUCAUUCAGAUGCGAAGACCCUUCCUGGAGCGCAGAGAUCUCAUCAUCCAGCAUAUCCCAGGCUUCUGGGUCAAAGCAUUCCUCAACCACCCCAAAAUUUCAAUCUUGAUCAACCAACGUGAUGAAGACAUUUUCCGCUACUUGACCAAUCUGCAGGUACAGGAUCUCAGACAUAUCUCCAUGGGCUAUAAAAUGAAGCUGUACUUCCAGACAAACCCCUACUUCACAAAUAUGGUGAUUGUCAAGGAGUUCCAGCGCAACCGCUCGGGCCGGCUGGUGUCUCACUCCACCCCAAUUCGCUGGCACCGCGGCCAGGAACCCCAGGCCCACAGGCACAGGAACCAGGAUGCCAGCCACAGCUUCUUCAGCUGGUUCUCAAACCAUAGCCUCCCAGAGGCCGACAGGAUUGCUGAGAUUAUCAAGAAUGACCUGUGGGUUAACCCUGUGCGUUACUACAUGAUGGGAGAAGGGGGCUACAGGGCAAGCAGAAAGAAACAAGAAAAGGAAGAAAGGCUUCCCCUCAGUAAAAACAGGGAUGAAUAUGAGGUGGUGAUCGUAGAAGACUCUGAUGACUAUCACAUCAUGGAAGACAUUAUUGGCGAGACCUCAGACAGUGAUGGUAUCACCGACAAUGAGACCAUCCAUGACAUCAAGAUCUCUGACUUCAUGGAGACCACUGAUUGCUUUGAGACCACCGACAACGAGAUAACUGACGUCAGCGAGAGCCUCUGUGACAGCGAGUGUCCUGGCCACAAUGAGACCACCGACAACAACGAGAGCCCUGAUGACAAUGAAACCACUGAUAACAAUGAGAGUGCUGAUGACAACGAGACUACUGACAACAAUGAGAGUACCGAUGACAACAAUGAGAAUCCUGAUGACAACAAUGAGAAUCCCAGUGACAACAGUGAGAACCCUGAAGACAACAACACUGAUGACAAUGAAGAGAACCCUGAUGACAAUGAAGAGAACACUGAUGACAACGACGAGAAUGCUGAUGGUGACGAGAACCCCAGUGGUGAUGAUGAGAACCCCAAGGGUGGCAACCAUGGCAGCAAUGGCAACAACCAGGACAACAGUGGCAGUGACAACGGAGACAAUGAUGGCAGUGACAUUGAAGAUAAUGAUAGCAAUGAAGGUGACAAUGAAGGCAGUGAUGACGGCAAUGAAGGUGACAAUGAAGGUAGUGAUGACGAUGACAGAGACAUUGAAGACUACGAAAAUGACUUUGAAGACUCUGACAAGGAUCACCAUAACAGCACCUACGACGACGAGGUAGAGAACAUCUUCGAAGAAGAAUCAUCAGUGGAGGAAGAAGAGGAGGAGGGCAGUGAGGAAGCCAGCGAGCAGGAAGGUGAAGACAGCGAUGAUGAGGAAGGAAGUGAGGAAGAGGAAGGAAUCGAAGAAGAUUCAGAAGGAGGGGAAGACUCAGAAGACUCUGACAUGGAGGAGGUGCUUCAGGUCCAAAAUCCUUGGGCCAACCCUGGGAAGAGGGGCAAAAUGGGAUAAAACGUCUUACCCUUGCGGGGGCUGCCUCUCUGUAUCCCUUUCCCCCUGCCCCACUUGCCCUCCCUAUCAGCUAGGGCCGAGCGGCCCCACAUUGCACUUCUGGGGGGUGACUGACUUCACUUCGUACACGGGUUUAAAGUUUAUUUUUAUGGUUUAGUAAUUGCAGAGUUCUUAUUUUGGGGGGAGGGUAAGGGGGAUUGCCCCCUUCCUUUUGGCCCUCCUCCCCCGCAGGCUUCUGUGUGCUGCUAAACGUAUUUAUUGUGAUGCCUUGGUCAGGGCCCCUCUAUCCCCCUCCUCGUGCUGUGUGGAGUGGACACCCUUAAUCCCAAAGCGGGGAGGGCCGCUGUGGCCUUGGGGGGCUCUGUUGCCACCCUGUUCUCCCACGUUUCUCUUUCUUUCCCUCUCCCCCUCUCUCCCUCCCUUUCCCCCCACCUCCACCUCCAUUCCUCGCCUUUCCCCUGCUGUGCCCGCUAGCCCGCCUCGGUGUCUAUGCAAGGCCGCUUCGCCAUUGCGGUAUUCCUGUCCCCCUCCCCCAGAAGUCCCGCCUCGUUCCCUGUGAACCCUUAUAAUCCUAAUAAAAUACUGAGCAAAUUCAAA
Sus scrofa (pig) is the source of this 2989-nucleotide messenger RNA. It is a transcript of the gene TSPYL2, whose product is annotated as TSPY like 2. Gene Ontology annotation, cellular component: nucleus. Lineage: Eukaryota; Metazoa; Chordata; Mammalia; Artiodactyla; Suidae. Gene Ontology annotation, biological process: nucleosome assembly. The record is from RefSeq and is a predicted model, not a curated record.